AUGGAGGCCAUAAUCAAACCUGCUCCCCAGCCCAAGACGGCCCUUGGUCGAUACCGAAUGCUAUCUCCGACUGCAGCUGUUCGAGUGAGUCCUCUAUGCUUAGGUGCAAUGAACUUCGGAGAUGCAUGGACCGCUUGGCUUGGAGCCUGCGAUCAAAAGACCACCGAGAGCAUUCUUGAUUUCUUCUAUGAGAGUGGCGGCAACUUUGUCGACACAGCCAACCACUACCAAGCAGGACAGUCAGAGCAAUGGAUCGGAGAAUGGAUGAAGAAGCGUGGUGUUCGCGACCAGAUUGUUCUCGCCACAAAGUACUCAUCUGCCUUUCGCAUUGGACACGGGCACGAAGAAAUCAUCGCCAACACUGUCGGCAAUGGCUCGAAAAGUCUUCGUGUCUCGCUUGAAAACAGUCUGAAGAAUCUCCAGACAUCUUAUGUUGACUUGCUCUGGGUUCACUAUUGGGACUUCACCUGCUCCAUUCCCGAGAUGAUGAACUCACUCAACGACACCAUUACCUCCGGCAAAGUUAUAUACAUCGGCGCAUCCGACAUCCCUGCCUGGAUCGUUUCCAAGGCAAACCAGUACGCGCGCGAUCACGGCUUGCGGCAAUUCUCUGUCUAUCAGGGGCGCUGGAGUGCCGCCGAUCGUGAUUUCGAGCGAGAAAUCAUCCCAAUGACGAUCUCCGAGAACAUGGGCAUCGCACCCUGGGGUUCACUUGGUGGUGGGAAAUUCAAGACUGAGGAACAGCGAAAGGCAAACCAAGGUCGAAACAUCGGCGAGGUGGACGAAAACUCUAUUAAGGUCUCCCGGGCUCUGGAAGUUAUCGCUAAGAAGAAAAAUACGCUGAUCACGAGCGUGGCGCUGGCUUAUGUGAUGCACAAGGUUCCUUAUGUGUUUCCGAUCGUGGGAGGUAGGAGUCUGGAGCAUUUGAAGGGCAAUAUCCAGGCCUUGAAUUUGGUGCUGGAGAAAGAAGAUAUUGAUUACAUUGAGGCAGCUGCUCCGUUUGAUAUAGGAUUCCCACUUUCUAUGAUUGGAAGGGGCCCGGAAGAGAGUAUUUGGGAAGAUCUUGGUGCCCACGUUGAUCACGUGGAACUGCUUAAGCCAAUCGUUCCACACAACUAG
Messenger RNA from Lachnellula hyalina, 1119 nucleotides. RefSeq names its product Norsolorinic acid reductase A (gene aflE). NCBI's taxonomy places the organism in Eukaryota, Fungi, Ascomycota, Leotiomycetes, Helotiales, Lachnaceae. Bases 1 to 1119 code for a protein of 372 amino acids. The transcript is spliced from 5 exons. The record is from RefSeq and is a predicted model, not a curated record.